Molecule: messenger RNA, 1626 nt
Organism: Lycium ferocissimum
Lineage: Eukaryota; Viridiplantae; Streptophyta; Magnoliopsida; Solanales; Solanaceae
Product: tubulin alpha chain
Exons: 4
Coding region: 115-1467 (450 amino acids)
Biological process (GO): mitotic cell cycle; microtubule cytoskeleton organization
Cellular component (GO): cytoplasm; microtubule
Molecular function (GO): GTP binding; structural constituent of cytoskeleton
Source: RefSeq, a predicted model, not a curated record
GAAAGAGUUUCAUCAGAUUGAAAAUCGUUGGAAUAGGCGUCUUGAUAAACGCCGUUUCUUUCGUUUGAAUUUCGAAAUUUGAAGUUUUUUUUUUUCCCGAGAAAAACAGUGAAAAUGAGAGAGUGCAUAUCGAUCCACAUUGGUCAGGCCGGUAUUCAGGUCGGAAAUGCAUGCUGGGAACUUUACUGCCUCGAGCAUGGCAUUCAGCCUGAUGGCCAGAUGCCAAGCGACAAGACAGUUGGAGGAGGUGAUGAUGCAUUCAACACCUUCUUCAGCGAAACUGGAGCAGGAAAGCACGUCCCUCGUGCUGUCUUUGUGGAUCUUGAGCCUACUGUCAUUGAUGAAGUCAGGACAGGAACAUACAGGCAGCUCUUUCACCCUGAGCAGCUCAUCAGUGGCAAAGAGGAUGCAGCCAACAACUUUGCCCGUGGACAUUAUACAAUUGGGAAGGAGAUAGUUGAUCUCUGCUUGGAUCGUAUCAGGAAGCUUGCCGAUAACUGUACUGGUCUUCAAGGUUUCCUGGUUUUCAAUGCUGUUGGUGGUGGAACUGGUUCAGGUCUUGGGUCACUUCUGCUGGAGCGUCUCUCUGUGGACUAUGGCAAGAAAUCAAAACUUGGUUUCACCAUUUAUCCAUCACCACAGGUCUCAACAUCUGUGGUCGAACCUUACAACAGUGUCCUGUCAACUCACUCCCUUCUUGAGCACACUGAUGUCGCAGUUCUUCUUGACAAUGAGGCUAUCUAUGACAUUUGCAGGCGCUCAUUGGACAUUGAGCGCCCCACAUACACAAAUCUGAACCGCCUUAUUUCACAGGUUAUUUCUUCAUUGACUGCUUCUUUAAGGUUUGAUGGAGCCCUGAAUGUUGAUGUGAAUGAAUUCCAGACCAACCUUGUUCCCUACCCCAGGAUUCAUUUUAUGCUUUCAUCCUAUGCUCCUGUCAUUUCAGCUGAGAAAGCCUACCACGAGCAGCUGUCAGUUGCUGAGAUCACCAACAGUGCUUUUGAGCCAUCUUCUAUGAUGGUCAAGUGUGAUCCUCGCCACGGCAAGUACAUGGCUUGCUGCCUUAUGUUCCGUGGUGAUGUUGUGCCAAAGGAUGUGAAUGCUGCUGUGGCUACCAUCAAGACUAAGCGCACCAUCCAAUUUGUUGACUGGUGCCCUACUGGAUUCAAGUGUGGUAUCAACUAUCAGCCACCAACUGUUGUUCCUGGAGGUGAUCUUGCCAAGGUGCAAAGGGCUGUAUGUAUGAUAUCCAACUCAACCAGUGUUGCUGAAGUCUUCUCACGCAUUGAUCACAAGUUCGAUCUGAUGUAUGCCAAGCGUGCUUUUGUGCACUGGUAUGUUGGUGAGGGUAUGGAGGAAGGUGAGUUCAGUGAAGCACGUGAAGAUCUGGCUGCUCUGGAGAAGGAUUACGAGGAGGUUGGUGCUGAAUUGGAUGAAGGAGAAGAUGAUGAUAAUGAGGAAUACUAAAAAUGUGAUGCACUGCUUUUGUCUGUUGUGUUAUUUUGUUCAGUGUUCUUCAGUUGCUGCCUUUUAGAUACAUCCACUGCUAUUUUGUAUUUCAAUGGUGUCUUGCAUGCUGAAAUGACUUCUGCUGCUAUGAAAGUUAAAACGUGCUUGUUUGUGUAA